AUGCAGUACUAUGCAGAAACCGCAUUUUUCUUCGAGUUCACCUUAUUCAUGCGUUUUCGAAAACACACUGCUCUUUAUAGUUUAUUUGAGCCACAAGAGAAAACCGCAUUGUUAGCAGCUAGAAUUGUUUCGGGUAUUCACUACUAUAUAAAGAUUGUUGUUUAUAUUGGGUAUAUCGCAUUUGCCGUAAAUCGAAUUACUUCCGCCAUCAAUAUUUCAUCUUACAAUAGCAGCAAAUUAUCUUUGUUCACCCCAAAACGAUUAAUGAUAAUUCGUAUCGGUCAGUGGAUUAUCCCAUUAUUUUUCGUCCUCCCAACGCACUCAUUUCCGGGGUUCGAAUUUUGGUUUACAAUUACCACAUCUGCCAUUCGAUUACAUAACGAUGAUCUCUCAACAGCGAUAAUUGCUUAUGUGGACGGAUUUUGGUGCAUAUCAACAUGCCUUUUUUGUAUGGUGUGUUACUUCUUGACAACUUUAAUAAUCCGAAAGAGUUGGAAAAACGUUGGAAAAGAUUCGAAAAAGGCGGCGCGGGUGGCAGCCGAGAGAGGUUUGCUAAUUUCGGCGUUGGUUUCUUUCUUCGUACUCACCUUGAACACAAUCGUACAAAUUGUCACAAUUCUCAACUCCUGGGGAGCUAUGAAAAAUCUACUAUUCAUUCAAGACCUAUCGUAUCCAAUGAUUGAUCUACUUUAUUCGCAUUAUCCAUGGGCUCUAUUAGUCACUUCUUCAGUACUGCGAAAGCAAAUGAUCUACGAUAUCAAAAUUUUCCUGAGAAAGACAUUGAAAUUAGAUGAUGCUUCUGUCGUGCGAGUUGGCCACACCGUUUCCCCAGCUACGAUGCGUACUUCAACUAGGGCGUUUUUUUAG
Molecule: messenger RNA, 867 nt
Organism: Caenorhabditis bovis
Lineage: Eukaryota; Metazoa; Nematoda; Chromadorea; Rhabditida; Rhabditidae
Source: the annotation of a GenBank genome assembly